AUGGCAACGGAUGAUUUUAAUGAUUUCAUUGAGUCAUGUGGGUUAACGGAAAUGAAGUCAAUGGGGGCCAAGUUUUCUUGGUGUAAUGGGCAGCGAGGUUUGGCUAGAAGUUGGUCGAAACUGGACAGAUGUCUCCUAAAUCCUCUGGCUGUGGAAUUAUUACUGGAUGCUUUGUAUAACUGUCUGCCUCAUUCGACGUCGGAUCAUGCUCCUAUGCUCCUUGUUUUAAAGUCUCAGGCCAGCUUUUCUGAAGAGCUUGAGUCAGAAUUACUAAUUGCCAAGGAAGAGCUUGCAGUGUGGCUUCUCAGAGAGGAGACUCGGUUAUCUCAACAGGCCAAAAUUAGGUGGAUGGAGAAAGGAAAGGCCUCUGCCCAAUUUUUUAAAACUUUUGCUUCUGUUAAUAAGCCGAUGGUGAAGGAAAUGCGUCUUCGUGAUGGUUCUUGUUUAUCAACCCCGAAGGCUAUUCAUGUUGGGGCUGUGGAAUUCCUGAGUGAUUUUUUGAAGGCAAGACCAAGGAGGGCUACCCCGGAUUUAUCUUUGUUUGUGCAGAAUGUCGUUACAGAAGAGGAAAACAAUACUCUUCUUCAACUCCCUUCAAUCCAAGAGGUUAAAGAGGCUAUGUUUUCUAUUCUAGCGGAUAGUAGUCCAGGCCUAGAUGGGUUUUGGUCUGGAUUCUAUUGUUCGUGUUGGGAUAUUGUGGAGGCUGAUGUGGUGGUCGCAGUUCGAAAGUUCUUAAGUGGUGCCACUCUACCCAGAUUUUACUCGGCAUCUUACAUUGUGCUCCUUCCAAAGGUGCCAAACCUUACUGGGUUUGACAAAUUUAGACCCAUCAGCCUGUGUUCUGUGGUCUACAAGGGUGCCCCUCUUAUAUCAUAUUUAUUGUAUGCUGAUGACAUUAUUGUGUUUGCUAAUGGUGGGAAGUCCUCGCUUCGUGCUAUCUGGGAUGCCUUUGCUCAGUAUGAAGAUUGGUCGGGUCAGGUGGUGAGUAAAGAGAAGUCUUCUAUUUUCUUUCCUAAACUGUUUACGAGUGCUCAAAAAAGGAGUGCCUUGAGAAUUUCAUCCUUCUCAGAGGGCUCCUUUCCUGUGAAAUAUUUAGGCGCGCCACUGGUUUCAGGAAGGAUGAAAGUAAUACAUUUUGAUGGGCUAAUACACCGGAUCCGGAGCCAACUUAAAGGUUGGCAAACGAAGUUCCUAUCGUCUGGUGCUCACCUCCUGCUGUUGAGGCAUAUUGUGGCAAGUGUACCGAUACACCUCCUUUCUGUACUGUAUGCGCCUAAGGCUGUGGUGGCAAGUCUUAAUCGGCUCAUGAAUGUGGAGGUGUCGCUCUUCAUGAAGUUUGCUUGGAAGCUUUUAACUCAAAAUUCCAUUUGGGUUAAUUUCUUUAAGGCAAAAUAUGUCAAAGAGAGACAUAUCUCUUUGAUUGAGGCUAGUAAGGGCUCUUUAUUAUGGAAGCGAAUAAUAGCGGUGUUACCUAAGGUUUUGAGUAACGCCAAGUGGAAGGUAAGGGAUGGUCAUGUCUCUAUUUGGAGGGAUAACUGGUUGUCAUCAGGUGCUAUUAUAGACUCUUGUGAGAUCUUAGAGCUUCCUCUUCUCACAAUAAAGGAGUGUCGUAUUCAUAAUGGGUGGGAUGUGGACCUUCUCAAAAGACUGGUGGGGGAGUCCAAACUUGAGGAAAUCUUGACAUCUUUAGGUGAGCAGAAAGAUGGAGCAGAUAUUCUGAUUUGGAAGCCGAGUUUGGAUGGAAAUUUUUGCUCGAAGUUGGCCUGGGAAUGUAUUCGUUUUAGGGCCCCAAAAUCAAAAUGGGCUCGUUGGAUUUGGCAUUCUGCGCUACCAAAGAAGUAUUCAGUUAUAAUGUGGAAGGCUUUGAAUUUUUGCCUAAGUGUGGAUGCGCGUAUUGAAAAGCUUCGCAUUCCAGUGGUUUCUAAAUGUGAAUGUUGUGUACGGGGUUGUCUGGAAGAUCAGGAUCAUGUCCUGGCCACAGGUACCUUAGCAACGGAAAUUUGGCACAGGGCGUUGUUGAGUUUGGGGAUGCCUUUUGAUCCAUCCAGGCCUUGA
This is a messenger RNA of Juglans microcarpa x Juglans regia, 2055 nucleotides long. RefSeq lists its product as uncharacterized. Bases 1 to 2055 code for a protein of 684 amino acids. The transcript has 4 exons. NCBI's taxonomy places the organism in Eukaryota, Viridiplantae, Streptophyta, Magnoliopsida, Fagales, Juglandaceae. The record is from RefSeq and is a predicted model, not a curated record.